Pistacia vera is the source of this 4441-nucleotide messenger RNA. RefSeq names its product helicase-like transcription factor CHR28. The transcript has 10 exons. Gene Ontology annotation, molecular function: ATP binding; metal ion binding; ATP-dependent chromatin remodeler activity. NCBI's taxonomy places the organism in Eukaryota, Viridiplantae, Streptophyta, Magnoliopsida, Sapindales, Anacardiaceae. The record is from RefSeq and is a predicted model, not a curated record. Bases 154 to 3927 code for a protein of 1257 amino acids.
UGACCUGAAAGGGUUGGAAUAUCUCAAUUUGAGACACCUGGUUGUAGUACGGCCUCUAGUUUCUCUGAAGGAGAUGGAAACCAUGUUUUUCAUGAUAGAGAUAAUAAGGGUUUUGAUGUGCUGGACGGUGCAGCCAGAAUUCAGUUUGGGCAGAUGGGAAGUCAAAUUGAUUCCAAAUUUGUAGAUGCUUCAUACAGCCAUACCUUGGAGAAUUUGGAUGUAAAAUAUGAAUCUGGUGGUGAUAUGAGAGGAACUAGGUCAGGAUCAUUAGGAGUACUGGAAAAUAAUGUGUAUUCAUUUUGUGUUGUGCCCUUCAGGGAUGCAGAUGUGGCUUCACAUAAUGUGGCUUCAACUGAUUCUACUAUCUGUCAUAUUUCUGAAGUUAUUAGCGAUGUUGAUGACCAUUAUUCAACUAUGCAAUAUUACAUGAGUCCAGAUAAUACAUUUUUGGAAGAUCCAUCUAGUUUCAAUUUCCUAUCUUUGCCCAGUAAUGAAGAAAUUACAACUAACAAAAGCGAUCUGGGGGAGUUUCCAACAGAGAGUGCUUGCUCAAGUAGUAGGAUGACUAUAAAUGCUCAAGGGGGAACAAGUAAUGGAUCUCUAUCAGAGUUAUCAUUGAUUGAUUGCUUUGAUGUAAAUGGACAGAAUUUUAGAUGUGAAGAUAGUAAUUAUUUUUCACCAAUCUACGGAAAUUCUCUAUCAGAUAUGGACAAUAGAAUUUUUGAUGGCAAGGCAUCUACCCAGUCACUUGGUUAUUCUCAUUCACAUUUUUCUAGCAAGAGACAAUCGGGUUGUGUCAAGGAUGAAGGAAAUGGUGAACUAAUUGCCUCUAGAAGCACGAUCAGUGGUUCUGUUGAACUGGUUGACGAAGUUGUCAGUAGAAAUUCUUCUUACCAUGACGGUGGCAAUUUUUUUGAUUACUCAAAACAGUUGUCUACUGGUGUAGCACCGACUUUGUCAAGUCAGAAGAAUGUGGUUCAUGCUAAGGAGGAGAAAGAAGGCAUGAUUAUUGAAUCUAAGAGAGCUCGACUUUGUCAAGAAACCAUUAAUGGAAGUUCUGCUAGACCUCUCAUUGAUGGUGGAGAUUUGAAUUUGCGUUUAAAUUCCUCGGGCCAAUAUUUUCCAGGUGCUCAGGCAUCUGUGCUAAACAAGAAACAGUUAAGUUGUUUUAAGGAAGAGAAGGAGGUUGAACUGAUUAAACCUAGGAGUAUGGGUUCCAAUAUUCCAAAAGUGAGCCCUGAGUCAAUUCACAGUAAUUCCUCUGAUUGCAAAUCUCUUGUUGAUGAUGACCUUGAUAUAUGUAUACUUGAAGAUAUCAGUCAACCUGCCCGCUCUAAUCAAUCUGUAGUACUUGGAAAGAGUUUUAAUAUGAAUCAAGCUUCUUGUUCAAAUGCAUUUGGAAAGCCUGUUGUUACACCAUACCACUCUAGUGAUACUUUGAAUUAUACUGGAGUGCCUCAAACUGGAUUUGGAGGUGUGAGGGUUAGGGCAUGUGACGAGCGGUUAAUUUUUCAAGCUGCACUGCAGGACCUUUCUCAGCCCAAAUCUGAAGCUAGUCCACCUGAUGGUGUUUUGGCAGUGUCUCUUUUGAGACAUCAGCGAAUUGCUUUGUCAUGGAUGGUCCAAAAGGAGACAUCUAGCUUGCAUUGUUCAGGAGGAAUUCUUGCAGAUGAUCAGGGACUGGGAAAAACAAUAUCAACAAUUGCACUUAUUCUUAAGGAAAGGCCUCCAACUUCUAAAGCAGAGAAUGUUAGCAAAUGUAAACUGGAAACUCUAAAUUUGGAUGAUGAUGACGACGACGACGACGAAGGUAAUGAAGCUUAUGAGCAUGAUGGAAUAAAGAAAGAAUCUGACUACUCUCCGGAUGGAAUAAAGAAAGAACCUGAUUACUCUCCAGUUAUGUCCAAUGGAAGUACAGGAAAGAAUUUAAACGCUCUGGGGCAUGCUAGGGGAAGGCCAGCCGCUGGAACUCUUGUUGUUUGUCCAACGAGUGUAUUGCGGCAAUGGGCUGAGGAGUUGCGCAAUAAGGUAACAAGCAAAGGAAGUCUCUCUAUUCUGGUGUACCAUGGAAGCAAUCGAACUAAGGAUCCGUCUGAGUUGGCCAAGUAUGAUGUUGUUAUUACGACAUAUUCAAUAGUUAGCAUGGAGGUCCCAAAGCAGCCCCUUGUUGAUAAAGAAGAUUAUGAUGAGAAAAUAAAGGCAGAAGUUGAUGAUGUUUCACCAAUGUAUUGGUCUGGCAAGAAAUUAAAAUACCCACCAAGUUCUGAUAAAAAAGGUAUGAAACGCAAGAAAGGAGUGGAUGGUAUGCUUCUUGAGAUGGCUGCUGGACCUCUGGCAAAAGUGGGAUGGUUUAGGGUUGUCUUGGAUGAGGCCCAAAGCAUAAAGAAUCACAGAACUCAAGUUGCUAGGGCUUGCUGGGGUCUCCGUGCUAAACGUAGGUGGUGCUUGUCAGGGACUCCUAUUCAGAAUGCCAUUGAUGAUCUUUAUAGCUACUUCAGAUUUCUCAGAUAUGACCCUUUUGCUGUCUACAAGUCAUUUUGUGCUACAAUAAAGGUCCCAAUUUCUAAAAAUCCGGUGAAAGGCUACAGGAAGCUGCAAGCUGUCUUGAAAACAAUUAUGCUACGUCGAACAAAAGGCACUCUUCUUGAUGGGGAGCCCAUUAUUAACUUGCCACCUAAAGUAAUUGAGCUUAAACAAGUGGAUUUUACGAAGGAGGAACGUGAUUUCUACAACCAACUAGAGAUUGAUUCACGUGAUCAGUUUAAGGAAUAUGCAGCUGCUGGAACUGUAAAGCAAAACUAUGUUAACAUUUUAUUGAUGCUCUUGCGCCUUCGUCAAGCUUGUGAUCACCCUCUUCUUGUCAAGGGGUUUGAUUCAAAUUCAUUGUGGAGAUCCUCAGUUGAGAUGGCUAAGAAACUUCCUCGGGAGAAACAAAUGUGCCUUCUCAAUUGUUUAGAAGCUUCUUUGGCAAUUUGUGGCAUCUGCAAUGAUCCCCCUGAAGAUGCUGUUGUGUCAGUCUGUGGUCAUGUUUUUUGUAAUCAGUGCAUCUGUGAACAUCUUACUGGUGAUGAUAAUCAGUGUCCCACAACAAAUUGCAAAGUCCGGCUCAGUGUGUCUUCAGUUUUUUCUAAAGCAACAUUAAACAAUUCUCUCUCACAGCAGACUGGGCAGGACAGUUCCACUGAUUUCUCUGGUUCUGAUUUGGUUAAGGCACAAGAACCUUGUUCUGACAGUUUCUCAUCAUCCAAAAUCAAGGCUGCUCUUGAGGUCCUGCAGUCACUGGGUAAACCGAGGGAACCUGCACUAUCAAAUAGUUCUUUACAGAAUUCUUUUGAUGAUAGCACGUGGUGCCUGGAAGAUUCACAUAACAUUCGUGCAGGAGAUUCACUUAACAAUGUUCCUGAUGAAAAAAGAUUGGAUGCAGAGAAAGAUUUAAAGGAUUCUAUUAAGGUAGUUGGAGAGAAAGCAAUUGUGUUUUCACAGUGGACAAAAAUGUUGGAUUUGCUUGAAGCUUGUCUUAAAGAUUCUUCGAUCCAGUACAGAAGACUUGAUGGAACAAUGUCUGUCGUUGCCAGAGACAAAGCUGUAAAGGAUUUUAACACCCUCCCAGAGGUGUCUGUCAUGAUUAUGUCUUUGAAAGCUGCUAGUCUAGGAUUGAACAUGGUUGCUGCUUGCCAUGUUCUGCUCUUGGAUCUAUGGUGGAACCCAACAACUGAAGAUCAAGCAAUUGAUAGAGCACAUCGUAUUGGACAGACUCGUCCAGUUACGGUAUUGCGGUUAACAGUGAAAAAUACAGUUGAAGAUCGUAUUUUGGCUCUCCAGCGAAAGAAGAGAGAGAUGGUUGCAUCAGCAUUUGGAGAGGAUGAAGCUGGUGGUCAACAGACUCGCCUUACAGUGGAUGACUUAAAUUACUUGUUUAUGGUGUGAUUAGGAGUUAACCAGGUUUGGCAGAUACCAUUUUGCUAACCCAUAUACAGUUCUAUAGGUUCUUGUUCGGAAUCUGCAGUUGUUACAGUGGCAGCUCCUUAGUGAAUCAACAUAGCCUCACUAAGGUUUCUGAAAGAAAAGUAGUAGGGGAAGGAAGCACUUUAGGAAGCACUUUAUAGAAGGUUAUGCCAAUAGUCAUGAAAAGAUUCACAUGAUUCUUUUUCUUGUCUUAAUUUUUUUUGUUUUUUUCCUAACAAUUGAUCUUUCUCCCUCUUCUUACCUCCCAUCACUUUGUAUAGUAUGUGAAGGUCAAUAGUAGUAUAUAGUUAGUAAAAUUACAGAUGGAUAUUCUUUCUUUUAAAGUGUAAAUGAUAUAGGGUUUCUUUCUUUUCCUUUGUUUUUAGUUUUUCAAUAUAUUUUUGUUGUUGCUCCCUUUCUGUUACAGAAAUGACCAAAUUUAGACCUUUGGUAAAAAUUGGUUAUAUUAGUGCAUUAUUGUUUACUUUUUAGUUUU